Messenger RNA from Diaporthe batatas, 1425 nucleotides. RefSeq lists its product as uncharacterized. The transcript has a single exon. The coding region runs from base 42 to 1409 and encodes 455 amino acids. Lineage: Eukaryota; Fungi; Ascomycota; Sordariomycetes; Diaporthales; Diaporthaceae. The record is from RefSeq and is a predicted model, not a curated record.
CUUAGACACGACUACGCAAGUGCUACUUAUCUCAGUACCUAAUGACUGCGGACGCGAGAAUUCGACGCUUGUCUUCAACUAAAGAUAGAGCUGAAGACAUUACUUUUGCCGUGGAGAUCAAAUCCAUCAUCCCCCUCAAACCUAGCAAGACCAACUUUCCAAAUGCGGAGAUGAGGCCAUUUGUCCCUCACCGACCGAAAGAGAGCUUACAGUCGAUGACCGAAUCUGAGAUACAGAUCCAGAGGAGCACACACGAAUCGAUAGCCACCGCUCUGCAAUCUCUCCAUGGUAUAAAGGCAACGACGCACCAUCAGAUACAGGAACAUAGAUUAGAGCGAAGUGACUACUGGAGAACACAUUGGAUAGUGUACAAAGCCAACUCUGCUGUCCCAGAGUUUGUAAGCUAUAAAGAUGGAGACGACGAGCGGCCGAUCAUCGACGAGGACGCAGCAGAAUGCAAUAGAUAUGUGUGGGUCCCAGUAGAGUUGUGCUCGCCGAAACUGUGUUGGAAGGGGAGGCAGGAGGCGGCAGCCGAUAUAGGCUCGGUGUGCAGGACGCUGCAGGACGGCUUCAACGCCGUGGCCAACCACUCCACCGAGGUCCACGUCCACGUCGGGCGCCACGACGGGCGGUUCUACUCGCUCAAGAGCAUGAAGAAACUGGCCACGGUGCUCUGGCUGGCCGAGCCAAUCCUACGGGGGCUCAAGGACCCGAACUCACGCAAUUUUGACCACACCUUCACCUGGGGCUUCCCCUGGCGGGAACACAGCCGCAUCGCACUGGCCCUGCAGGGCAGGCUGCCGGACGGGCAGACAAUCAACGACCUCGCCACGGGCCCCGAGGACGACUUCGACACCUUCCUGGCCCGGGCGAACAACGCCCGCGUGACGGGCGAUGGGGCCGUCGGCGGAGGCAACGGCAUUGGCGAGGCGGAUAAGCUCCGAUUCGCCGACGAGCACCGCUUGGCGCUGCGGGCCAUCUGGCGGGCAUCAACACACAAGGAGCUGGGCAGGAUGCUCUGCGGCACCGAGGCCAAGUACCGGCGGCUGGGCUUCAACUUCCACGCGCUGGGCGGGGAGGACGCGCGGGCCCGGGCGAGCCCGCGGACGGUCGAGUUCCGGUUCCUGGAGGGGUGCAUCGACGAGGGGGUCGUUGCCGGCUGGGUGCACGUGUGCGUGGCCCUCGCCAAGCUGGCCAUCGACCAGGUCGAGGACUGGGAGUUCUACGACAUGGUCGUGCUGCUGCUCGCCAUGCCCGCCGAGUGGAGUCUCGACGCGAAGUUCCUUGCCAUGAUGCGCGAGCUCGGCAUCGCCAGGGAGGCGUAUGAGCCUCUGCAGGACAUUGUGCGGAGGAAUUAUCCGCCUUCUGAUGGAGUAGCAGCGGAUGGGGACAUCGGAGUCAUAAUUUAAUUAGCAGAUGGCAUGC